GAUUCUGGCGACUGCUGGCACUGACUUUGACCUGAGGACCCUGCGAGCCGUGCGAGUGCUGCGACCCCUAAAACUCGUGUCGGGAAUCCCGAGCCUGCAGGUUGUGCUCAAGUCCAUCAUGAAGGCGAUGGUGCCCCUGCUGCAGAUCGGGCUGCUCCUCUUCUUCGCCAUCGUCAUGUUUGCCAUCAUCGGGCUGGAGUUUUACAUGGGCAAGUUCCACAAAACCUGCUUCUCCAACGAGACAGGUGACGAGGUGGGAGAUUUCCCUUGUGGAGAGGAGCCCCCUGCCAGGCAGUGUGAGAGCGGGACCACCUGCAGGGAGUACUGGCAAGGGCCCAACUACGGCAUCACCAACUUCGACAACAUCCUCUUUGCUGUGCUCACCGUCUUCCAGUGCAUCACCAUGGAGGGAUGGACAGACAUCCUCUACAAUACAAAUGAUGCUGCAGGAAAUACCUGGAAUUGGCUUUACUUCAUCCCUCUCAUCAUCAUUGGCUCUUUCUUCAUGCUCAACUUGGUGCUGGGCGUCUUAUCAGGUGAAUUUGCCAAAGAACGCGAGCGGGUGGAGAACCGCCGAGCUUUCCUCAAGCUCCGCCGGCAGCAGCAAAUCGAGCGGGAGCUCAACGGGUACCUGGAGUGGAUCUUCAAAGCAGAGGAGGUCAUGCUGGCGGAGGAAGACAAGAAUGCAGAAGAGAAAUCUCCUCUGGACGGGAGGGCCGCCUCGGAAGGGCCGAUCCACCAAGGCACGGCACCGGCAGAGACUAGCAGCGGCAGCAGCUACAACAUGUUGAAAAGAGCCGCAAUAAAGAAGAGCAAAAACGACCUGAUUCAUGCAGAAGAAGGGUCUCCUUUUGCCCGCGCCAGCUUGAAGAGUGGGAAGAACGAGAGCUCGUCCUACUUCAGGAGGAAAGAGAAGAUGUUCCGGUUCUUCAUCCGCCGCAUGGUGAAGGCUCAGAGCUUCUACUGGAUUGUCCUGUGUGUGGUGGCCCUCAACACCCUCUGUGUGGCCAUGGUGCACUAUGACCAGCCCGAGAAGCUCACCACUGCUCUCUAUUUCGCAGAGUUUGUUUUCCUGGGGCUGUUCCUCACUGAGAUGUCUUUGAAGAUGUAUGGGCUGGGACCAAGGAACUACUUCCACUCCUCAUUCAACUGCUUUGACUUUGGGGUCAUCGUGGGAAGUAUAUUUGAAGUUAUUUGGGCUGCAGUGAAACCAGGAACCUCAUUUGGCAUCAGCGUAUUGAGGGCACUUAGGCUGCUGAGGAUUUUCAAAGUAACAAAGUACUGGAAUUCCCUGAGGAAUCUGGUGGUCUCCUUGCUGAACUCCAUGAAGUCCAUCAUCAGUUUGCUUUUCCUGCUGUUCCUGUUCAUCGUGGUGUUUGCUUUGCUGGGGAUGCAGCUCUUUGGAGGACAGUUCAACUUCCAAGAUGAAACUCCCACCACCAAUUUCGACACCUUCCCCGCUGCCAUCCUCACAGUAUUCCAGAUCCUGACAGGGGAGGACUGGAAUGCCGUGAUGUACCACGGGAUAGAGUCGCAGGGCGGGGUCCGCUCGGGGAUGUUCUCCUCCAUCUACUUCAUCGUCCUGACGCUCUUUGGGAACUACACCCUCCUGAACGUCUUCUUGGCCAUCGCUGUGGACAACCUGGCCAACGCCCAGGAGCUGACCAAGGAUGAGGAGGAGAUGGAGGAAGCCACCAACCAGAAGCUGGCCCUGCAGAAGGCCAAGGAAGUGGCCGAAGUGAGCCCCAUGUCUGCAGCCAACAUUUCCAUAGCAGCUUUUGUAAAGCAAACUCGAGGUACUGUAUCUCGCAGCUCGUCAGUCUCCAGCGUAAAUUCACCAAUCAUUCCCAUCAUUGUGGAAAUCCUCCAGGCCAACAUCCAGUGGAAGGACUGGAACACUGUCAUAUGA
Empidonax traillii (willow flycatcher) is the source of this 1909-nucleotide messenger RNA. Its product is annotated as voltage-dependent N-type calcium channel subunit alpha-1B-like. Gene Ontology annotation, cellular component: voltage-gated calcium channel complex; membrane; neuronal cell body. Gene Ontology annotation, molecular function: high voltage-gated calcium channel activity. The transcript has 18 exons. Gene Ontology annotation, biological process: chemical synaptic transmission; calcium ion import across plasma membrane. The annotation marks the transcript as partial. NCBI's taxonomy places the organism in Eukaryota, Metazoa, Chordata, Aves, Passeriformes, Tyrannidae. The record is from RefSeq and is a predicted model, not a curated record.